GCAGGUGUCUCGGCCAAGAUGGCUGCCAAAAGUUUUGCUUCCCGCCUCAGAGGCUCCCGGCGCUUUUUGAAUGGCUUCUUGACCGGAGCUGUAGUGGGCGUCGCGGGAGCCGGGCUCGCGGCCGCUCAGUUCCUCCGCAGUCAGAGCGCCGAGGCAGCGUUGGCAGUGAUCGAACCUGACGGUUCUGCAGAAAAGGCUGUCUUGGAGCGAUUUGGUUUCCCUUUAACUGGAACAGAAACUAGGUGUUACACUAAUCAUGCUUUGUCUUAUGAUCAGUCAAAGCGGGUGCCUAGGUGGGUCCUUGAACAUAUAUCCAGAAGCAAGAUAAUAGGAAAUGCAGACAGAAAACAUUGUAAAUUCAAGCCAGAUCCCAACAUCCCUUCAACCUUCAGUGCCGUCAAUGAGGACUAUAUUGGAAGCGGGUGGUCACGAGGACACAUGGCUCCAGCAGGAAAUAACAAAUUUUCUACUAAAGCCAUGGCCGAAACCUUUUACCUUUCUAAUAUUGUGCCUCAGAAUUUUGAUAAUAAUGCUGGAUAUUGGAACAGAAUAGAAAUGUACUGUCGGGAACUAACAGAGAGGUUUGAAGAUGUUUGGGUAGUAUCUGGACCCUUGACCUUACCUCAGACUGGAAGUGAUGGAAAAAAAACAGUUAGUUACCAGGUAAUUGGUGAGGACAAUGUGGCUGUCCCCUCGCACCUUUAUAAGGUGAUCUUGGCUCGAAGAAGCCCAGAGUCUAAGGAACCACUGGCUCUAGGGGCUUUUGUGGUGCCCAAUGAGGCCAUUGGCUUCCAACCCCAGUUAAGUGAAUUCCAAGUGAGCCUGCAGGACCUGGAGAAGUUAUCAGGACUGGUGUUUUUCCCUAAUUUGGAUAGAACUAGUGAUAUCAGGAAUAUCUGCUCUGUGGACACCUGUAAGCUCCUGGAUUUCCGGGAGUUCACUCUGUACCUGAGCACGAGAAAAAUUGAAGGUGCACGAUCAGUACUCAGACUGGAAAAGAUCAUGGAAAAUUUGAAGAAUGCAGGCAUUGAACCCGAUGAUUACUUCAUGAGUCGCUAUGAGAAGAAACUGGAAGAACUCAAAGCGAAGGAGCAGUGAGGAGCCCUGGAGGGGAAGCCAUCUUAGUUUCAAUCACAGAAGGUGUGUGAUGCCAUCUGCAGUGAACAGGCCGCUCCUCUGAUGUGCUUUAGUUGCUUUGCUUUAAAGAAAUGAUGGAAUCCUAAAUUUAAGACUCAGUUUCUCCCUCAAAGAUGAAAGGUCUAAAGUUUUGGGGUCAGUAUUUUACUUAAUAUGGGAACUAAUUCCUAAGGAAACUGUUAACACAUGCAGAUCUCGUGUGGUGUUAACAACAAUACUGUGUCCUUGAGAUGACACUGUGUCUGUGCUCCUUGGGUAGAUGAUACGGCCUUUUAUUUUUAUGCUUCCAAAUUGUAGUCUUUGCUGUAUCUGCUCAGCCUUUUGGAACCCAACUAUGUAUUUGUCCCUAGGUCCUGAGUUGGUCUUAGAGAUAGCUUUUAGAAAUCCUCUGCAUUCUCCUGCUGCAUUUAUUAUGUAUUUGUGUCUCGUUCCUCUCGCGGGCCUGCUGUUCCCUGCUCCUGUCACACAGAAGCGGUCAGUGCUGCGUCUGCUGCUCACUUGGUGUCUUCUCUACACAAAGCUCAGCGCUUUGCAUGUAUUGUCUGAUAGAGACCCUCUGAAGUAAAUGGCUUUUCCCUCAUGAGGCUUAGCAAGUGUAAGCUUUCUGCCUGAGAGUCAUCUCUCCAAAGAGAGCACCCAGGGCUGAGAGGGGGGGAAAAAAAAAAAACAGAAAGUAGAUUCAAAUCUUCCUUGCACAGAGUGUUCUCAGAAAUAUGUACCUGCAAGGGUGUAGAUCUUUGAGCCUGAGGCCUGCUUGGUAAGAGGUCUGGUUUCUUGUCUGCUGUCAGCCCAAGACAGUUUAAGGCCCUCCCAGCUCUUUGGGAAGAAAGCAUCACAGGCAUCUGAAAAUUAGAGGCCUGUGAGUCUAGUCUGUGGAGGGUUUACCAGAGCCCCCACUUGCCUCCAGAGAUGCACUUCUUUGAGUGACUAGAGGCUGCUAAAUUGAUGUAUUUCUUGUUUCCAGGUGAACUUUUUAUUCCAAAGAUUAAGGAACCUGAAAAGGGCCUCUGGCUCCUGACAUGCUUGCCUGUGCUGCUUGUCCCCCUGGCUGGCAUCGGCUGGUUGUGCUGUGGGCCUGAGAGCCAAACGCAGUUAUUUCUGGGGGACACGGGGGCUAAUGUUCCUGACCUGAUCUCUACAUUUGGAUGACGUGGAAUCCUUUCAUGGGCACUCAUGGUAUAGGCAGUAAAGUAUCUUAAAAUAGUGACGUGAAGAAUGUGUCAUGUCCCUGCUGGCUUUCCAAGUACUGCUACGAGGACAAUUUGGUGGUGGUUUUGCGUUGCCGCUAGCAAAAAUGCCAGGGCUUUAAGAUAAAGGCAAGAUGAUGAUGAUUGACCUUUUUCUACGUUUUUAUUUGGGUAAAAAGAAAAAAGUCGGAUUAGAACAUAGUAGCCUGAUUAAUGCCGUUCUGUUUCAUCACUCUGUUCUCAUUAGCUUGUGCCAGUCCUUCUUUGCUUGGGGAUAGAGCCAAAAUGUCACUGUGACCAAAAAAUCCAUUUUUCUCUCUCCUUGUUGGAGAGGUAACGUUGGGACCUGGGUGUUUCUCUAGAAGCCUGAGGAGGCAGCUCGGUGGGAGAAGCCCACCUCCAGAGGUCGGCCAUGCUCCCUCCCCACAGUUCCAGCGACUGGAGUUACUACUGCUCUUUUCACUCCUGCCUCCGCCUGGAUGGUUGAGAAUCUUGAUUUUUAGAUCAGUAAACCAAAGUGUCUUAGGUUUUACUCCUCUUAAGAGUACUGUUUGUUCAUUUGGAAAAAAAAAAAAAAAGAUAACUGCUUGUGAUUGAAAAAAAAUGCAGCCUAAAAAAAAAAAAAUCCUUGUUUUUCUUUCUAAAAGCAUUGGUUUACAGUAGUGAUGCUUGAGCUGUCUCAUCACUGCCAUUGAGUCCCUCCAGUUCAGACUUUAAAAUGGAAAACUUGGGGAGAAUUUAGAAUUUUCCUCUGGAUCAGAUAGCUUCAGCUUCCUGCAGUAGGACUGCUGACAAUGCAGACCUGGAUGCAACAGGUCCCUAGGCCUCUCCCAGCAUCAGGUAUGACCUGAACAAGAAGCACUUGGUCACCGAACCUGAGCAGUUGCCAUUCGGCUGGUCCUCCAAGCUCUGGUGAGCUCUGAAGCGGAAUUCUCGGGCUGACCCUUGUGCUCUGUUUACACUCAGGGAGCCUUUGGCCCAAGGACAGCAGGCUGUGGAAGAGCGGCCAGUCUGGGUGGGCUCUGCCGUUGGAGGCCCUUGUGUGGUUGAAGGGGGCUUACUCCCUAAUCCUCCUCUGCCUCCCUCUGCCCCCGUGACAUCUUUAUUCUGAGAUUCCAGGUUCUUUGGUUUCUGGAUUGAGAAUUUCACAAUAUUGUGCAAAGGCCAAGCAGGAUGAUCUGGACCCUGUGUGAUUUGGGGCAGGGAGUAGUGGUCCCGUACGGGCUUCUCGUGUUCCAGAGCAUGCUAGUAUGGCCCCUGAGUGCACAGGACCUCUCGGGGUCAUUGCGUCCUAAUGUCGCAUUGCAACUCAACGUCUCAGCUGCGGCACUGCCUCGUCCUCCAGCUCUAAGCCAUGAAAGAUGCAAUCGGCCUCAGCCGCCAGGCGCUGUCACGCAGGCAGGUUGGAACAGAGGCUCUGCCCAGUGGGCCUCAUGUUUGUUUCAUCUCACAAUAGUCUCGGUAGCCUGAUUCUGCCCCCUCCAGUUUUAUUUUGAGAAAUUUUAAACCUACAGGAAAGCUGGAAGAAGAGGACAGUGAAUGCUUCUCUUUUCUGUUUGCUCUCUCUUCUUGAGCCUUUUAACAGUGAUUGUUUUAAAAAGGAAGUUGUAGAUACGACACUUCAUUUUUAAUAACUUUUAACACUAAGAAUAAAGAUGUAUUUCCAAAAUACUUUGAUCAUGUCUAACAAAUUUAUGAUGAAUUCAAUAACAUCUAAUAAACAAUCUAUUAAAAGUUGAAA
Talpa occidentalis (Iberian mole) is the source of this 4065-nucleotide messenger RNA. It is a transcript of the gene EXOG, whose product is annotated as exo/endonuclease G. Gene Ontology annotation, molecular function: RNA endonuclease activity; single-stranded DNA endonuclease activity; 5'-3' exonuclease activity. The coding region runs from base 19 to 1098 and encodes 359 amino acids. NCBI's taxonomy places the organism in Eukaryota, Metazoa, Chordata, Mammalia, Eulipotyphla, Talpidae. The transcript is spliced from 6 exons. The record is from RefSeq and is a predicted model, not a curated record. Gene Ontology annotation, biological process: apoptotic DNA fragmentation. Gene Ontology annotation, cellular component: mitochondrial inner membrane; nucleus.